GUUUAUCCUCACGUCGCCGUAUUCAUUUAGAAUCAGCUGUUGCAGCGUAGAGUCGUACUUUACCUAGUCAUUAACUUUAUAUUCUACAAAUAAUUCAAAAUGUGCGACGAGGAAGUAGCUGCUUUGGUUGUCGACAAUGGAUCCGGUAUGUGCAAGGCCGGUUUCGCCGGGGACGAUGCUCCCCGUGCUGUGUUCCCAUCGAUCGUAGGCCGACCUCGCCACCAGGGCGUGAUGGUCGGCAUGGGACAGAAGGACUCUUACGUCGGUGACGAGGCCCAGAGCAAGAGAGGCAUCCUUACACUUAAAUACCCCAUCGAGCACGGCAUCGUCACCAACUGGGAUGACAUGGAGAAAAUCUGGCACCACACCUUCUACAAUGAACUGCGUGUCGCCCCCGAGGAGCACCCAGUGCUGCUCACAGAAGCCCCCCUCAACCCUAAAGCCAACAGAGAGAAGAUGACACAGAUCAUGUUCGAGACCUUCAACACACCCGCCAUGUACGUAGCAAUCCAGGCCGUGCUCUCCCUGUACGCGUCUGGUCGUACCACCGGUAUCGUGUUGGACUCCGGCGACGGUGUCUCACACACAGUGCCCAUCUACGAGGGAUACGCAUUACCUCACGCCAUCCUGCGUCUGGACUUGGCCGGCCGUGACCUCACAGACUACCUGAUGAAGAUCCUCACUGAGCGCGGCUACUCGUUCACCACCACAGCUGAACGUGAAAUCGUCCGUGACAUCAAGGAGAAGCUCUGCUACGUCGCCCUUGACUUCGAGCAGGAAAUGACUACAGCUGCCUCCAGCAGCUCCCUCGAGAAGUCUUAUGAACUUCCCGACGGUCAAGUCAUCACGAUCGGUAACGAACGAUUCCGUUGCCCAGAGGCCCUCUUCCAGCCAUCAUUCUUGGGUAUGGAAGCUAAUGGUAUUCAUGAGACCACUUACAACUCUAUCAUGAAGUGUGACGUCGACAUCCGUAAGGACUUGUACGCCAACACAGUACUGUCUGGCGGUACCACCAUGUACCCAGGCAUCGCCGACCGUAUGCAGAAGGAAAUCACAACUCUUGCCCCAUCCACAAUGAAGAUCAAGAUCAUUGCUCCACCUGAGAGGAAAUACUCCGUAUGGAUCGGUGGAUCCAUCCUCGCGUCCCUCUCAACCUUCCAACAGAUGUGGAUCUCGAAACAGGAAUAUGACGAGUCUGGCCCCUCAAUUGUGCACAGGAAGUGCUUCUAAGCCUUGAGUAUGGCUAAUUCUAACUUAUGAUGCCCUACACCAAGUCCCAGCGAAUGGGUGGCUCAAAUUACGCUUGUGAUCUAUAAUUUAAGAACAGUAUUUAAAUAGGAUGUAAGGUGUCGUAAUAUGCAUAUUACGUAAAUAUAAAUUUGACAGAGUUUUAUUUAUGAAAUUUACUAACAUUUUUAAUAAAAGAUAAUUUAUAUACCGGUA
Messenger RNA from Achroia grisella, 1443 nucleotides. RefSeq names its product actin, cytoplasmic A3a. The record is from RefSeq and is a predicted model, not a curated record. NCBI's taxonomy places the organism in Eukaryota, Metazoa, Arthropoda, Insecta, Lepidoptera, Pyralidae. Gene Ontology annotation, biological process: mitotic cytokinesis. Bases 100 to 1230 code for a protein of 376 amino acids. The transcript is spliced from 3 exons.